AACCUCUUGGUUGGAAGUGGAGGUUGCUUACCAUCAGAGCAACCCCUCUUGUCUAAGCUAAAGUAGAAUAAAAAUAAUUGUUGCAGCCAUAUUGAAAGGGACUAGAAAAGAGUGAGUCAUAUAAUUUUUCUUUUUUAUUGAAUUGAUGAAAAUAGCAGACAAGUUCAUUUAAUUGGAUUAUGAGUAUUUUGUUGUUAUUCCACAAAUAUGACAUUUUUUUCCAAGUGAUUGUCAAAGAGUUAGAAGGCAAUGGCAUGUGAUAUUUCAUGUCAUGUUAUCUUUCUUUCUCUUGUGGUAUUUCUGUUGCUUAUUCCUAUCUGGCAUUUUUUGUCACCUCACCUCUAAACCAGGUGGUCCUGGACUAAAUCAUCAAAUUUAUCUAUUCUUGUGGAUGUUAUUUUAAGGGUGUUUUUUUCUGCUCCAAAUAAGAAACAGUAGGGCCUAGUGUUGUUCAACAAAAUUUUUCUGGUCUGAAUACUUUGACAAUAACAGAGUAGGCAAAACCAUGUGAAACUUCAUGUGCCAUUGUCUCUCACCAGUAGCCACCAAUUUCUCUUAACCACUAAACUUUUGGAUAUGAAACUUGUCAUAAACUUGUAUAUAAUCAGACCCAAAGCAUUUGAGCAAAACACAAGUACCCUGACAUUCAAAAAACUUUCAUUUUUGUGCAAUUCUCAAAGUUCUUGUCCUUUAUUUUCCUUCAUUUUUUACAGUUACAUCAUAUUCCUUGAGACAAUGGGUAUCAAAGUGACUCCAUUUAUUCAGGCUACUCGAACCCUAAGGAGGUCUUCAACAACUGGAGGUGUUCCAAAAGGGCAUUGCGCAGUAUAUGUAGGAGAGAGCCAGAAGAAGCGAUUCGUCGUACCAAUAUCAUACCUGAGCCAGCCUUUAUUUCAAGACUUGUUAGCUCAAGCUGAGGAAGAGUUUGGAUUUGAUCAUUCAAUGGGCGGUCUCACAAUACCUUGCAAAGAGGAUAUGUUCGUUGAUCUCACCUCCCGCUUGAGGAGAUUAUGAGUAGGACCAUGGUGCAAAUUCUUCUGCCCAUGAAAUUUUGUAAAGCAAUAGCUUUAGAAAAGAGAAAGAUGAGAGAUAGUAGAGAUGUCACUUCCAUUUAAGUGGGACUUGACAAUGAGGGAAACAAUUCCUUGUUUUUGCUUAACCAUUUUGUAUAGUAGUAGUAGAAAACAAGGAUUUUCGGCUUGUAAAGUUAGUUAAAAUGACUAACCUCCUGUCAAAUGAAUAUAGCCAAUUUUUAUUCAAGCAAAUUUUUUUAA
Molecule: messenger RNA, 1274 nt
Organism: Nicotiana tabacum (common tobacco)
Lineage: Eukaryota; Viridiplantae; Streptophyta; Magnoliopsida; Solanales; Solanaceae
Source: RefSeq, a predicted model, not a curated record